AUGGCAUCUGCAGGCAAAGGCAAAGGCAAAGGUGCGUCGAACCCUCCCAGCGAGGAGCUUUUCGUGACUGGUCUCCCCAUGGACUGUAGUGAUGAGCUUCUCAAAGAGAUCUUCAGCCAGUAUGGAACCGUCAAGGACGUGAAGGUUCUUCCGCCGGCUGCGGGCAAGAAGGCUCGUGCGGGAUUCGUGGAUAUGGCAUCUGUGGAUGAUGCCAAGUGGGUCGUCCAACACGUCCAUACCAACGUCCCCCAGGGCUUGUCGUCUCCCGUGGAGGUGAGCUACGCGAUCCCGAGAUCCCAGCGCAACAGCGCCAAGGGGAAGGGCAAGGGAAAAGGCAUGCCACCGGAAAUGAUGAUGCAAAUGAUGGCGAUGAUGAUGUCCAGCAUGGCCGGCUGGGGGAAGUAG
Molecule: messenger RNA, 405 nt
Organism: Symbiodinium sp. CCMP2592
Lineage: Eukaryota; Dinophyceae; Suessiales; Symbiodiniaceae
Source: the annotation of a GenBank genome assembly